AUGACGUCGAGUGGCUGCAUCGCCGCCGUGUCAACAGGUAAUCGUGUAGCUCAGUUCAUUGUAUUCACCUCCGCCUUUAGCGUUUUGUAUCAAGUAUUCAUUAAUUCUGCUACAUACAUUUCUCCGUCUACUGUAUCUCCAUUGGAUGCUAGUUACGGCAAGAGCAGAGACUCGCGACGUUUCACCUCGUCCGACAUUACAGCCUUCCUGUUGUUUCUAGGACUCUUUGGAUUGCUUCAACACAAGAAGAAGCAGGAAAUGGAGUUUCAUAUCAGAGCAAAGAAGAAGCAAAGUGCCAAACUUGUACAGAGCCAGCAAAUUAGGCUUCAAACGGACAAUUUUAAGGCACCAGGAGCUUUCAUGACGAUAUUACCUCGUGACGUCCUGUAUGAGCUGCUAUUGUUUUUAUCACCAAAAGAUUUAGCUACCUGUCCUUUAGUUUGCAAAGAUUGGAAUCACGAUGUUGGCGAUUCUGCUGAAAUGCUCUGGAGACAUGUUUUUCAGCGGGACUUUAGUGAGGCAGGCGACAGAUUUGCAAUGGUUUUCCCCAUUCAUUGCUGGCGGUUUUUUUAUUUUCGACACCAUUUGUCACGAGCUGUAGAGCUUUCGAGGUUAUUUGAAAUCACGGAUGGUCGCAAGUGCGUAGUAAUCAAAGGACAAGUGUAUGAUGUCACCGACUUCUUGAAGUUGCAUCCUGGUGGGCCGCAUGUGCUCGGAGAUGCAGUGGGUACUGAUGCUACAGUAAUCUGGGAGCAGUUCCAGCAUUCAAAUGAGGCCAAAGAAAGCAUGCAGCAAUUUUUGGUGUGGGAUACAGUGCUUGCAAGACCUGAGAGUGAGAAGCUGCAUGGCAAUCUCAAAUCGGUGAUGAUUCAAUGGCAAAAAAUGUCGUGGACGCUCACACACUCGCACUGCUUUGGACGCAUGGCGCCUCGAUUUGCCAACGCGCUAUUCCGCUUUCACUCGCGAUAUGUUACAAGUAAAAAGGCAAAGUGUUUGCAUGAAUAA
Molecule: messenger RNA, 1005 nt
Organism: Peronospora belbahrii
Lineage: Eukaryota; Oomycota; Peronosporomycetes; Peronosporales; Peronosporaceae
Source: the annotation of a GenBank genome assembly